UGUCUUUUCAGGGUGGUGAACAGUGGUGCGAAGUCUUCUCGGUGAGCACUUUGGAGGUGGCAUGUCCCACAAUAUACAUGGGAGAGCUUGUAAAUCCGUGUGAGGUCCCUUUUGUUUUGCUAACGGAGCCUUGUAGAAGUCUCUUUGAAAACCUGGGAUCAGUUUCAGAGAGGGGACGGUAUUCUGGUUUAAUCGCGGGAGGACGUAAAUGGAUAUUUAAAAUAAAAUUACCCAAGAAAACAGCCAGACGAUACCCAGCAUAUGAGCUCUAUCUCUAUGGAGAAGGGAACUAUGCUGAAGAAAACAAAAAUCUCCUAUUGACAGGAAUUCCAGUUCUCUUUCUUCCUGGGAAUGCUGGCAGUUACAAACAAGUACGUUCCCUUGGCUCCAUUGCACUUAGAAAAGCAGAAGAUGUUGACUUCAAAUAUCAUUUUAAUUUCUUCAGUGUCAACUUUAAUGAGGAGUUGGUUGCAUUGUAUGGUGGUAGCCUGCAACGACAGACCAAGUUUGUGCAUGAAUGCAUAAAAGUAAUUCUUAAGUUGUACAGGGAUCAAGAAUUUGCACCCAGCAGUGUUGCAAUAGUUGGGCAUUCCAUGGGUGGUCUUGUUGCAAGAGCGUUGCUCACUCUGAAGAAUUUUAAGCCUGAACUUAUAAACCUGCUCAUUACACAAGCCACACCUCACAUUGCACCUGUAAUGCCUCUAGACAAAUAUCUUACCGAUUUUUAUACAGCUGUAAACAAUCAUUGGAUUCUAAAGGCCCAAGAUUUAAGAAAUUUAACUACCCUUUCUGUGGCGGGAGGAUUCAGAGAUUACCAAGUUCGUUCAGGACUGGCUUUUCUACCGAGAUUGAGUCAACAUGACAGUGCCUUAUCUGUUGUGAGCUCAGCUGUGCCUAGAGCUUGGGCCUCAACUGACCAUCUCUCCAUAGUGUGGUGCAAAGAACUGAUCCUGGCUACCAUUAGAGCUUUUUUUGAUCUCAUAGAUGAAAACACAAGGCAGAUAACUGAGGAUCCAAAGAAGAGAAUGUCUGUACUGAAUCACCACUUUGUGAGACACCCUGCAAAGAUGUUUGAGGAAAAUCCUGAAGCUUUUACAGGACUCACAGGAGCUUUCAUGUGGAUUACAGUCAAAGUCUCAAAAUGGACUUAUUCAGUUUACAAUGAUUCUGAUGGAAAAUAUUUCACAUUUCCUCUUGCAAGCCACAGAAAAUCAUACAGUCAUGUUUACUGUGAAAAUAGUAUGUUGGACACAAAUAGCUGGAUUUAUGGCUGCAUGAACACUAAUUCAUCGAUGUGCCUGGAAGCUGCUGAUUUAUCCUGGAGAGCUGAGUUACUUCCAACCACCAAGGUUGUGAUGCUGAAACUUCAAGACUAUCCUUCUUUGUCCCACAUUGUGAUUCAGGUACCACCUGCAGUUGGCAAGAAGUAUACUUUGGGCUGUGAAUUCUUCGAAGAGGAUUCCAGAACAGUACAGCUCCCUGUAACACAUCUCAUGUCAUUUGGGCUUUCUUCAAGCAAAAUUCUAUUAAAUUCAACUGGAUUACUUUACAAUGUACAGCUCCAGCACUUCAACCAAAUAUAUCAAGCUUUCAAAAUUUAUAUAGAGAGCCACUGCCAGUCACUCAAAGAAAGAAAACCUAGUAUUUACAGACUUCAUAUCCCCUGGUCACAUGAAGACUCAAUAAUUGUAGCAAAAGUUCCAUCUCUUGCUGAGAUUUCUGCCAAACUGCACAUUGCUCAGCCUCACAAUGACAGCACCCUCCCAGAGUUAAACAUCUACUCUUCCCCAGACUGUCAGUAUGAAGUAAUUCUGAAGACAUCACUUCUACAGGUUCUUGGGCAAAUAGUAAGGUUCCAUGCUGGUGCUUUUCCAGUCUAUAUUGUUUCUAAUAUUCUUCUUACUUAUGGAGGACAACUGAGCACAUUGAGAUCAACAGGCCAGUGUUCAGACUUCUCCCUUGAACUAGUUAGGACAGCAAAGCCCUACAAAGUAGAACCUCUUAUAAGCAUUGUUGUGUUUCUGCAGGGGUUUAACUGGUUUAGAGAGAUAUGGGAAUCACUGUCACUACCAGAGGUGGAUGCUGCUGUUCUGAGUAGUCAGGAUGCAUGGUUCCCCCUUGUGUCCCUGAUUCUAUUUCUUUUUGGGACAGGCAUUGCCUACUGGAGUGGAGUAUUUUUCUCUACAUCUCUGAGACUCUUCUCUUCAUUAUGGUUAACUCUGAUUAGACCUACUGUACUUCAAAAAGAUAAGUUGAUUACACCCAGAAGACUCUGUGGGAUGAUAUCUCUUGCUUUGGUUAGCUGGACCACUUGUGGUGCAUUUGCUAUACUCAUUAUUUAUCUUCAAUACUUGUUCAAGGUUGCAAAACUGCACGUGGCUGUAAGAGCAGAGCAAAACAUGCACAAGAAGGAUUCAGGCCACUCAAAAGAAACUUCACAGAACUCCAGUACACACACAGUCAAAGCCCAGAGUUCAAUGGACAGCAUUCCAGAUGCAACACAGUCUCCUUCCAACAGUACAACAAUUGCUGAAGCUGUUAACAGUCUUAAGAUGCACAUUACAAUCCUCAAUUUAUUCACGUGGAUUGUGCUGCUCAGCUUGUCAUCUUUAAUUUAUUGGUUAAAAAAUCUCAGGUACAAUGUUAGACUUGAUCCUGAUCCAUGUAGAUCCACAGCUGUUAUCCUUGUAUGCAUUUUAGAAAUUCUAAUGAAUUCAAGUACUUCUGAAGUGAAAUCAAGUAAACUCUUGAAGAUUGCAGCCAAAGUUCCACUCCCUUUGUCUGUUGCAAUGCUGGCCUUUGGACGAAUGCAUUUAUACAGAGUCCCACACUUUGUAACCUUUUCUCUUCUUCUACAUGUGCUGUGCUGUAUUGUGUGAUGUUUAUUCUAUAUAGGACAUAUAUAGGACAAUGCACCCUAGAAACUUAACACUGGAGAUGGGAAAAAUUGCAACACAGAAAUGCCUAAUUUAAUAUGAUCAGUAGUUUACAUUAUGUGGGAAAGAGGACAGAACUGUGAAUAUUCACAAAAAAUUCAUGGUUUUAUUCACAUUGCUUAGAAAACUUUUUCUGGUGUUUAUUUCAUGUCUCUGAAAAUGGAGUGAUUUUACCGUGUAUAAGCACGUAACUCAUAUCAGUGCAACAUCUCAAUACUCUGCCUUGUAGACACUUUGGUAUUUCACUAUACUGCUGUGUUAAAACAGACCUUUUUUACUCACUGUGCCAUGCAGUGUCUGUGUUCUGAACUUGCAUCUCUUGCAGAUCUAAAAUAUGCUGGUUAAAACUCAAUACAUUUCAAGCACACUGUGACUAUCACAAAAACCACACAGCCAAGUAUACUUUUAAUUAUUUUAUGUUACAUUCAAAAGCUGCCACAUUUGUGUUUAGACAAACUAGAAUGUACUGCUUAUAUAGAACUGUUAUUUCUAUCAAAUCACUUGUUCAAUCAGUGUGAGUUGAACAUUUGUGAGAUUAAUGCAAGUCUUACACAUUUUACUUUUUGUGAGAGUGAGAAAACAACAGUAUUCUAUGUAGCUUUCUAUUCAGGAAGGAUACCAGCAGAUUCAUAAACAAUUUGCUGUAAUGUUGUUUUAAAACAUUGUCAGUUUUCUCUGGAAUUUUGAAAUUAAUCCUUGGACUUUGUCCAUAUAUAGAAGCUGGCAAAUGUUGAGCUAUGCUGUGAGUUAACAGUGCGGUUGCUGCAAUGGUUCUAAGUAGACAAGGCAGGCUUUUUCCUAUUGUAAACAGAGAAUCAACCAUCUCCUAAUAAAUGCCAAUACAUCAAAUGAAUAUGUUAUUCAAAUGGAAUAGUUACAACCCUGCAAACUCCUGUCCUGUACAGUGCUAACUUCUACAUGUGGGCAAACUCAGUAAGAGUGGGAAAUACUGACCAUAAAUAUUAGCUCUGUAUAAACUGUUAUCUUAGUGCCUAGAUGCUACAGUGACUGCCAUUUAUAAUAAAGCCUAAAAUAGCUCUGUGUAAGGAAUUCUGUCCCCUGGGCGUGUGUUUUGCCAACAGAAGAAAUCUCAGCAGUCCUUAGGCUUAAAUGAUGUAGAUUCUGUGUAGAGAUGAGCCUACUUGCUUCUGUGUUAGCUGUCUCUGCUGUGUCUGAGAUACCUGUUACCUUCAUAUGGAAAUGCUAAACCAGCUCAGUCAUCUUAUAGGAAUACCAAGAGGAAAUCUGCUGCUCACAGUCAAUCAAGUAUACUCUUGAUACAGUAGUACAGCCAGCCUGACCCAUUAAUUUCAUCGUAUCUUAAUAAUCUUGCCUAAAGUGCCUCAGUUAUUUCUAAUUGUUGUUAGGGUCAAUUCCUUUGAGCUGGCUGGAAAGACUCAGUUCACACAGUGACUUUCCAAAAUGAAGGACAAAUGUGAAGAAAGCCAUGUGUGUUUUGUUUGCUUAUAUCCAAGUCAGCAGUUCAAGUUAUUAGUAAGUCAUUAAAAGUGCUGUAACUGAGUAAGGGUAUUGUAGUUAGCCAAACCAUUGUCACUGUUAUCAGUAAUCUAUGUGCUGGUAUUCUAGUCUUAACCUUAAAAAAGGUUAGAUUAUACAUAGUGUUUGUAAAUCAGAAAAGUUAUUUGAAUAGGUUAAAUCUUGGUAUUUUCUAAUCAAAUGUAUGCUACAGUAUAUAUAUAUAUAGAAUAAUUAGCGUGAUUAAAUAUACUUGUAGCUAAAUGCACCAGUUGGUUUAACUAAACAUUGCUGUUCAAACAGAACAUAGAAGCCAAUAGAUAGAUAGAAGAAUAGAGUUGUUGUCCUUGCAAAUGGCUGUGAGUGAAAGAUGGUGGCAGAACUGCAUUAGGGCUGGCAGAGGGCUGUGAAGUGUGCCAGGUCUGAUUUAUGUGGAACAUAGUUUUUCUUGACCUUCAUGGUCCUUUUGGCUUACUACUCUAUUUUACUUCUGAUUUUGUUUUGCCAUCUUACCAGGCUCUUUAUGCAUUAAUCUAUUUGUUGGAGCUGUUGGUGGAAAAUAAUAAGCAGAAUAAGGAAAGAAAACAGGCUCGAUAUUUAGUAUCUUUGAAAGCUUUCAAAAUCUGCCAUGAAGUGAAACCUGCUGAAUUACAGCAGCAUAGGAUAACACCAAUUUUUUCUUGUCAUUUAAUGAUUUUUUUUUUAAGCUGGAGUUCUAGUGAUAAUUGUUAGCACUCUUCAUAAAGUGGGUUCCAGAAUCUUGUAUAUAUUCCUGCCUGAUUUUCAAGUUGGAGGUAGGAGUAGAUAUAAUCCUGAGUCUGAGAUCCCAGAUGACACAUUGUUCGCAUGUCCCUCAACACUCCCUUGCCUCAGAGAUGGUUUACCUUUACUGGGGAAAGGAGGGGAAGUCCUACACCUACUUUGAAUUUAUAUGCAUUGUGUGCCAUUUAAUAGAUUUAAUCUGUUGUCAGGGAUGUGCAUCUGGACUGUGCAGUGACCGUGGACUGGACAACUUCAGGUGUUUGGCAGAUUAGGAGUCUAAUCCCAAUUAGAUUUGCCAUAUAAUCAAUGGAUGGUAACAGGAUUAGAACAAGUCUUAGAAUUCAUCUCAUUCUAAGAGGAUGAAUUAUCCUAUUUGUCAUUCUGAAAAGGACUAGAUUUUAUAACAGUCUGAAAUAGUUUUUCAGGCAAAAUACAAUGAUUGAUUGAUGUUACUUUUGGACAAGAAGCUUCUAUUAGGUGAAUCUGUAGUUCUGUCACUGUUCACAAUUAUCAUUUCAGCAGAAACAUAGGAUAACCCAAUAUAGAUACUGUUAAUUGCAUAUAUAAGGACAUGUAAAUUCUACUGAAAUAUCCUUUAUUAUGAGUGGGCUGCAUUUAUAAAAAAGCUUUUGGCAAAUACAUUAUAAUGUCUCCUAUUACCUUUAACUAAAUUAAAAUUCCAUUUUAUUCUUCAAAUUAUAGAUUAUCUUGAUUAUGUGGGAGGAGAUCAAGGCACAAAUUGUAAAGGUUUAGACCUCAGGAUGCAUUCAAAAAAAGAACUAUUUAUGUGGAUCGAAUAUAAUAUUUUUUUAUAAGCUAUCAGAAACAGAAUGAAGAAACAGGGUAAGAACUUGAAAUACCAAAUGCCACUAACUUUUGGUACAGCAGAAUCUUUCUUUGGCAGGGAGAGAUCUAAUGAGAAGUUUUAGUGAUAUCUUCAUACUCUGAAAUUACUCUUGAAGUCUAUAAUCUUUUUCUAGUUGAUGUCAUCAAACAUGUGUUCCUGAGAGUCUGAUCAUGCUGCAGUCACAGUGUACCUACACUUGUAGCUAACAUUUCAUAGAAAGUCUCUAUGUGUCUGAUAAGGAAAAACUCACCUCUUCACUGGAAUUACCAAAUAUACCUUGGAACUGAGUGAAUUAAUGUUGUCCAAAGGUGAUCUUUUAGUUUUGAUUUAAAAGUUGGUUGCAGUGGGUCACAUUUUAGCAUCCUGUUGAAAGAGGAUUGGUUUGGGGGAUUAUGGUGGGAGGCUUCUUUGUAUGUUUUAUUUCCAAGAAACUUGCAGUAACUGGAAUUUAAGGUAGUGUUAUUUCUAACGUUUAGCGUUCUGCCCUGAUCUUGGUUUUGAGUGAGCUAAUUCAUGUAGCAAUUCAUUCCUUAAUAUUAAUUUGCUACAUUUUAAAACAAAUAGAUACUGUUUUUAUAAUAGAAUAACAGCAAAACCCUAAGCAGUGCCGUAGUAAUACAUUGUAGAAGGCAUAGAGACUGCUGGUAUGUCUAAGAGAAUGUUUCAUCUAUAACCUAAUUGGGCUAACUUUAAAGUCAGUGAUUAAUAAAAUAAAAUGUAUUGACACUUAACCCCAAAAGCAUUGCAUAUGUCAGUGUUUGAUACGUCUCAUUUCCCAUGAGUUUGCCAGUAACAAGUGAUGAAGUCACUUGACAUUUUUCUGCAAUCUGAUACAUCUGCUUCUGAGCUUUGAUAGCACAGAAUAAAAUCCAUUAUGUAGCCAUUAAUAAAUGUAAACAUUUGAGAAGCUUUCAUUUGAAUCAAGUUUAUUUCAAUACAGGGUCGAGUGUGUUUAGACUUCUGUUGUAUUUAUACUGGGAUAAAACCAACCAUUUACUGACCUUUAAUGCUCUGAGCUAUGAAAAUGUUCUUGGACGUGAUUAUAGAGUCUGUACAGAAUUGUGCUGCUGUUCUAAGUCACUAAGCUACUGGAAAAUUGUUAGUUCUAAAAUAGAAUCAAUUCUUAAUGUUAAUUUUCCAUUUAAUGAUGACUGUUUCUCACUUAAUUUACAGCUUUGACUUUUUGCAUCUCUUUUUUUCUGGAAGAUAAUCAGUCUAGCUUUUGUAAGCAUUUAGUAUGGUACUGUAAAAUAUAAAAUUUUCAUCACUUCGUACUUUUGUCACCAAAGCUGCUGUUGUAUAGCCUCUAGCAAAUGUGUGAUAAUGAAGGACAAUUCAAAACUAAUUUAUUUUUUAUUUUAAAGUACAAUUUCUACCUUUGUUCUGAGCCAGAACUUUAAACUAGAAUAUUAGAAUCCAUAAAGUCUUUAAAAAUUCGAAAACCUUUUGCAAAGAUUAUACUUUCUGAUGUAUAUUCUUAUUUAUGGAAGAAUGUGUUCAAAGCUUUUAAUCAGCUCAUCUAUCCUCAAACUCAAGUAAAAGGUAUACACUUUGUCUUAUUAAUAGACACUGCUGCUUUUAAAAAUGAAUUCUAAGCAUUUAAAGAGAAAAUUCCAUAGCUCUUACUUAAGCAAAUCUGCCCAGCCCUCGAUUUUUCAGGUGUCUAAGCACGUAACUGCCUCAAAUAUGUGCUUAUUGCCUUGUAGGAUAACACCAUGAGCUGUGAUAUUUUGACUUUAAUUUUGCUUAAGAUUCAAGGUUUCUUUCUGUGUUCCUAAAUGUAGACAGAUUUUGCUACUCAUGCUGUCAUGAACAAAUCUUGUAAGCAUGGCCUCUCUAUAGUUAUUGGCAGGUUGUGCUCUGGGUUCUCUAGGAAUCUGUGUGGUAUCAGAGCUGAGUUUGUCUCUCUCAAAACCAGGAGGGGUUAACAUCAUAAUCCUUGUUAUUUGUGGCACAUCAUUCCAAGUCCUCCUUCCACAUGCAGUUCUCUUUGGCUUGCCCUGUAGUGCCAAGCAGAACAGUGGGCACAGUGACUGGCCUGGUGAGGAGGUGCAGCAGCUGUGUCCUGUAGGCUUGUUCUGUUCAAGUGUUGCCUGUUUGUUGAAAUACCAGCCAAGACUAUCUUCCCCCUCUGACUUAAAAAAUUUCAGGGUAUAUAUCUUUAAAUAUCAAAUGUGCAAGUGUGUUGAUGUUUAGCUUUACAAAAGGCUAAGUGCACUAUUUUGGGAUCAAUUCAGGCUUCAGUAUUUUCCACCUACUUCACUCUGAGUUUGGAAAUAGGAUUUGAGACUGCAGCACCUGACAGCUGGAAUACUUUACAGAAGUCUACAGGUAGCAGACAGGACACACAUAAUUAGAGUGCGAGACCAAAACUAAAAUGUGAAAUUCCUCACUGUGACUUUAAACUUGUAGCUUUCUAAAGAAAAAGAAAAUAUACUGUGCCUUAAACCAGUAAAUGAAUACACUCUAACUGUAGCCUGUGGACUUCCAUAGCCUUAUAUUUGAUUUUUGAAGUUGACCAAAAAUAUUUGUGUGGAUCAUACUGAAACUUGAUUUGGGGAAAAGGCUUUAAAAAAUUCUUUUGACCCCACUUUACUCUUAGAGAAAUGACAACUACAGCAUAUUUUUUGUUUGGGAUCACACUAACCAAAGUCAGAAAGCUUUAGAUGACCUGAAUUUUUCAACCCUUUCUGUUGUGACCAAAAAAAAAAAUAAGGAAGGAAAACUACUCGCAGAUAUCUGUCUCAGCUUUGAAGUCUGUGUGUCAAAUUAUUUUUCAACAUUUUGAUCUUUAGUCCUCAAAAAAAAAAAAAUCCGCUUAAUUGUAGUUUAAGCAAAAUACUGUAUUUAAGCCAUUAAAUAGCAAAAUCUUUGCCAGUGUGAAAAGAAAACUAGGCAGAGGUGGGGUUGAUUGUUUGUGUUAAGGCUCCAGAAGUUUUGACUAUCAAAUUUCACAUUUUAGGAAAAAUAUUCAUAUGUAAAUGGGGGGAAAAAAUUACACAUUGUUCUUCCUAUUUCAUUAGAGAAAACUAGAAAUACUUAAGAUCUUAAAAUCUUGUUUUAAUAUAGUAGAAGGAUUUCUUAUGUAUAUUUUUUAAUACAGAGAGCUCAGGAAAAACUACUGCUGGCUUUCCUUAUUUGUCUCUAGAGGAUUCUUUGUGUGUUUUGAACAAAGUGCCACAAAUUGUGACUUCCCCCCCGCCAUUAGCACUGAAUCUUGAAAAGUGAUGCCAUCUCAGAGCUUACCGUUGUACUGUGGGUAUUUAGACAUGCAGACAAAAUGACUGCACGUCAGCCGGUCACAGAGCUUGUUUGAAGCAAUACACAGCAAAGUUAUAAAAAACUUCCUUUCACCGGGCACUAACUUCAGUCUGGGUGCCACAAUGCUGCUGCUCCUGCUGUGGCACAACACAGAACAUGCUAUCUUUGUGUCUUCCCUGCUGCUUCCUUCAGUGUGCUGGCUUAGGACUUGUAAAACUCAUUCCAGUCACCUCACUUUUUAUUUUGUGAUGAUGUUUCAGCAAUCCUAGCCAUUGGUGAUUUUUCUAGCCACUGGAAUAUUCUAGUAUUGAAACCCCCGAGAAGGUAGAACUGUCUUUAAGGCCUUUAUGUGUCAUGAUAACUCAAGAAAAACUGUUUGAUUCCCCAUUUACCUUUUAAUUGUUUUUUCAAGCACAAAGAUGCGAUAACGUUGGCCAAAAUACCUCGUUCGGGUAAUUAGGGGGGAGGGAAGGAUUUGUUGGUUGUAAAAGGACUUAAAACUUUGAAGAAAACAUAUAUGAUUUUGAGAAAAAUCUGUUGCUUCUCAAGCAUCUGUCUUACAUGUUUUUAACUCUUCCUCUGUUUUCAGUUCUUAUGUAGCUACCAUAAAUCUGAUGUUGUACAUGGAACUAACUCUUAAUAUUUACAGGUUUUUAGAGAUGUUGACAGGGUCUUAUCUAUAAAUGUUUGAGUAAUGCUAUAGCAAAUGAUUGUGCUUAUUAAAAUGUUUAUAACUAAGUUCUUACACAUCAUGCCAUGUAUCAUAAGCUUUGGCAAAGUCCUUGUCUUGUGAGAUGCUGAGAAAAUCUUGGAGAUAUUUUCAGAUAAUGUUGAAAUUGCUGAAAGAUGAAAUCUCAUACUCUUUAAAAACUCAUUUAGAUAGUGGUACUUUUUUGUUGUAGUUGAGGGCAGCUUGACUGGGAGCUACUCUGGGAUAUUCCUAUUUUGUUUGGUGGUUUCCCUGUCUGCAGUGUGUACUUCAACUUUUUUUGUCUUUUUUUUUACCUAAGUGUGCAUGACUUACAGUACACUGUAUAGUAAAUCCCCUGCUAAAUAAACACUUCUGUAUAUUUUUGUAUGCUAUUCCAACGUGCUUGCAUUGGUACAAAUGGUUGUAAUUCACAAAAAGUGCCACUUACCAGUACUGCUCUGUGGAGUGUUGUGUUACCUGUACUGCUGUUGUACAAACACGCUGAUGAGUGUUGUGAUCAACGUUUGCCUUUAGUCUUGGCUCAGGUACUCAUGUGGAGCAGUUUGGUGCUUUUCCUUCUAACUUGUAAUACUUGGGAUUCUAAGCAGAAAAUAAAAGUAGUAAACAAAAA
Corvus hawaiiensis (hawaiian crow) is the source of this 10604-nucleotide messenger RNA. RefSeq names its product post-GPI attachment to proteins inositol deacylase 1 (gene PGAP1). The record is from RefSeq and is a predicted model, not a curated record. The coding region runs from base 78 to 2879 and encodes 933 amino acids. NCBI's taxonomy places the organism in Eukaryota, Metazoa, Chordata, Aves, Passeriformes, Corvidae. The transcript is spliced from 27 exons. Gene Ontology annotation, molecular function: phosphatidylinositol deacylase activity. Gene Ontology annotation, biological process: GPI anchor metabolic process; endoplasmic reticulum to Golgi vesicle-mediated transport. Gene Ontology annotation, cellular component: endoplasmic reticulum.